Daldinia childiae is the source of this 729-nucleotide messenger RNA. RefSeq lists its product as uncharacterized. The transcript has a single exon. The coding region runs from base 1 to 729 and encodes 242 amino acids. The record is from RefSeq and is a predicted model, not a curated record. NCBI's taxonomy places the organism in Eukaryota, Fungi, Ascomycota, Sordariomycetes, Xylariales, Hypoxylaceae.
AUGGAUUCGUAUUCAGACCUUCCCAUCCAAGAGAUUAUGUCAUUACAAGAGAAAGAGGCAAGUCAAUCAUCUUUAUGCCCCGUUAAGAAGCCACAGCCCAAUCCACAGGACUGCGCUUAUACGGAACUGCGCUUUGAAGUCGACAAUUCCGCCCAACCUACCAAUACACCAAGCAACUCGGAGGAAAUUAAUGGAGGAUACAAAUCAGUAUCCGGCUCCCCAAAUCUCACAGAGUCUGAAAUUGCGUCUCUACCGUACGGCCUUGGGCUUAUUUACGCCGAGACCUGUAGACUGGAGGCUGAAUCGAAGCGUCACGAGGAAGAGAUGGAAGCCGAGAAAGCGCGUCUCGCCGCAGUGAAGAAAGCCACCGAAUUCCGAUGGCCUGGUGACACUUCGGCGUACCCAGCAGAGUCUUUCGUAUUCUUAAACCCCCCAGGCAGCAAGCUCCGCGCCAAGGCUAUCCAUAUUGGCACCCCGAAGAACCAACCCUUGGCUUCACGCAUCAGUGUCUACGCCGUCAGACAAGAAGGUAGCGCUGAUAUUGAGUUUAGAACGGCUCAGGAUGGCUCGACUCCGGAAGAAAUACGCCAGGGCCCUUUAUUUGACUAUAAGCAUAUCCGCCUCAACGACUUCUUCAAGGGUAUGAAACAGAAUCAGGCUGACCUUUGGGCUAGGCAGCUGUUAGCUCAGGUUCCGGGCAUCAACGACGCUAUUGUCAGAUGGAAAUAA